Messenger RNA from Sesamum indicum (sesame), 1276 nucleotides. Its product is annotated as Cwf15 / Cwc15 cell cycle control family protein. The record is from RefSeq and is a predicted model, not a curated record. Gene Ontology annotation, molecular function: RNA binding. NCBI's taxonomy places the organism in Eukaryota, Viridiplantae, Streptophyta, Magnoliopsida, Lamiales, Pedaliaceae. Gene Ontology annotation, cellular component: catalytic step 2 spliceosome. Gene Ontology annotation, biological process: mRNA cis splicing, via spliceosome.
UUACUGUCCAGUCCACUUCAUCGGACGACGACGUUUUUCCUUUCGGCAGGCUUGUCCUCUGAGCGUCUCGAUCUUUAUCUCGGAAGAGAAAAUCAAAAUCAAAUCCUUCAACGUUCUAGAAUUUCGAUUUCUCAUCUGCCUACGUGCAAAGAGGCGCAUCAACUCUUCAGAUCUUGUUUCUUGACCAACAGCUUGAAUUUUGAUUAACCUAGGGUUCCGGCAUGACGACGGCAGCGAGACCUACGUGGGCACCGGCGAAAGGUGGGAACGAACAAGGCGGAACUCGUAUCUUCGGUCCAUCUCAAAAGUAUUCGUCGAGGGACAUAGCUUCUCAUACUACCCUAAAACCCAGAAAGGAAGGGCAAGACACCCAAGAGGAGCUGCAAAGAAGAAAUCUACGAGAUGAACUGGAAGAUCGGGAGAGGAGGCAUUUCUCAUCAAAGGAAGAUAGAGAUCGUCGGAAAGGAGGUCAUCUUCUUUUAGAAGGGUCCAGGAGAGAUGUUGAAGACCGUAUUGUUCCACGAAGUGUAGAUGCAGAUGAUGCUGAUGUGGAUGCCCAGAGUGAUGAUGAUAGUGAUGAUGAUGAGGAUGAUGAGGAUGAUGAAGAAUCACUCUUGGCCGAACUUGAACGUUUAAGGAAAGAAAAAGCUGAGCAGAAAGAACAAGAAGAACGACAAAAGCAAGAAGAGGAGCUGAAAGCUAAAGAAGAGCAAUUGUUGCGUGGAAAUCCUCUCUUGAACAAUCCAACUUCCUUUAGUGUGAAGAGAAGGUGGGAUGAUGAUGUGGUUUUCAAGAACCAAGCUCGUGGCGAGACAAAGACUCCCAAGCGCUUUAUCAAUGACACCAUCAGAAAUGAUUUCCACAGGAAAUUUCUCCAAAAAUACAUGAAAUAAUAUUUCGUGACCAUUUUACUGAUGGGACCUGUGCCUAACAUGGACCGUGCCAAUGAACCUGUCUCUUGGUCUCAAUUUGUUGACGAUUGACAUGUUAUUGCAACAUAUGUUUCUGAGUGUAAUAUAUGUUCACAUGCAAUGCUCUGUUCUUUACUAUGUGUAUUUGUCUACUCGAGUAAUUCUGAUUACCUUAUGAAAUCCAGUCGUUGUAUAUUAAAUGCUGUCUGGCCAUUCAUUCUCAUUUGGACUCUGGUGGAUAGCAUAGAACAAUGUCUUGGCCAUAUAAUGUCAAUGCCAGAAUUGUAUGCUGGGUGCUUCUUGGUGCAAAAACUUGAUGCCAUGUAUUGGUAAAGACAGUUCAAAUACCCAUUGCUUAUGCUGAA